Messenger RNA from Pyrenophora tritici-repentis Pt-1C-BFP, 1701 nucleotides. Lineage: Eukaryota; Fungi; Ascomycota; Dothideomycetes; Pleosporales; Pleosporaceae. The record is from RefSeq and is a predicted model, not a curated record.
AUGUCACCUGCAAAGCGUAGAAAAACGAGUGGUGCAGAGAUGAAGCCCAAGAGCAAGACCAGUGAGCGAAAGCCACUUCCAGUUACCAUACUUUCUGGUUUUCUUGGAAGUGGAAAGACGACACUACUUCGGCAUAUCCUCCAGUCCCCGGACCAUGGAUUGCGAAUCGCCGUUAUCGUAAACGACAUGGCGUCGGUCAACGUCGAUGCGAACAUUAUUAGUCGUUCGAACAACAAGCCAGGUGUCAACGGAGAGAUACGUGUGAAGGAGAAGAUGAUACAGAUGGAGAACGGUUGUAUCUGCUGCACCCUUCGCAGUGAUCUACUGGUUGAGUUGGCUCGACUCGCUUGGAGCGAGCAGGCUUUUGACCAUGUAGUUAUCGAAAGCUCAGGUAUCAGCGAGCCACAACAGGUCGCAGAGACUUUCACCACCGAGUUGACUGAGGCCAUGAUGGAUGCUGAAGGCAUGGAACCUGAUGAGAAGGAAGUGUUCGCCAAAGUUGCAAAGAUUGGUGGCUUGAGGUCCAUUGCUACCGUCGAUACAAUGGUAACAGUUGUUGAUGCGUUUCGCUUCUUUUCCGAAUUCGACACAGCCGAGUUUCUCCAGGACCGCUUCUGCAGAGACGAAGUACCCGACGAGGAUCAGCGGACCAUCUCUGAUCUUUUCGCUGAUCAGAUCGAGUUUGCCAAUGUUAUUAUUGUCAACAAGAUCGACAGGGCAGAUGCGCAGACUCUAGGCCGUGUCAAGGCAUACAUCAAGUCGCUCAACCCUACGGCUAAGAUCAUCGAAUCUAGGUACUCCAAGGUUGAUGUUCGCGAGAUGUUGAACACUGGUGUCUUCAACUUUGGCGAGGCAGUUGCUAGCGUCGGUUGGCUGAAAAGCUUGCAUGAGAUGACCGUCAUGGAUGUCCAUGGCAAAAAGCGUGUUGCACCCAAGCCAGAAACACUAGAGUACGGCAUUGGAUCUUUCGUGUAUCGCGCACGUAGACCUUUUGAUCCGUUGAAGCUGUACCGGCUUAUCCAGGGCAAGUUCAUUCUCCUGCAAGAUGAAGCAGAAGACGUUGAGGAUAGUGAAGAAGAAGAUGAUGAAGAAGAAGGCGACGAUGAAGUCAAUGAUGGUUCUUCUGAAUCCGGCGCAGCCAGCACCUCCGGGGAUGACUCCGACAAGGACAGCAAUGACGAGGAAGCUCCUCCACUGGACGACAAGCAGAUCUUGGCAAACAAGAAAGCUUGCCCCUACUUCGGCGGUCUGCACCGCAGCAAAGGCAUUUUCUGGCUCGCAACACGCCCUAAUCAGAUGGGGUCAUGGAGCACUGCAGGUGCGAUGCUGACCCUCGGAUCUGAGAUGCCGUGGUUCUGCUGUGUAUCGGAAGAUGAUUGGGGUGCUGAUGCCGACACAGUCAAGGCAAUCAGGAACGAUUUUGAAGGCGAGUGGGGUGACCGCCGUCAAGAAAUGGUUUUCAUCGGUGAGAAGCUUGACGUCGAGGGUAUCACAAAGCAGCUUGACGCUUGUUUGUUGAGUCGCACCGAGAUGAAGAAGUGGACAAAUGUCAUGAAGGAUGAGAAGCUAAACGAUGAGGAGAAGGAAGAGGUGUUGCAAGAGAUGUGGGACGAUGGCUACUGGGCAGAAUGGCCACGUGCGCAAGACGAGGAGCACAAUCAUGACCACCACGGCCACGACCACCAUGGUCAUAAGCAUUGA